UGUUUGUUUUUUGUUUUGUUUUUUUUCCUCCACCAGCAGUCCUACAAUAAGGCGAUACUUUCUAGUAUCCAAUUAGUGCCUUGAUUAGGGGUGACCUAACUGAGAUGGAUGCAUACAUUCUGCUACCUCCAUCUGACUUAAUUAAAGUGCGCUCAGUGUUGCGCGGCGUGCGUAAUUUCCAGCUACGACGCCAAAGAGAAGGACAGAGAGAAGGAAGGAAGGAAGGAAGGAAGAAAGGAAAAAAAUCGCCUCUGCUCAUCCACCGGAGCUGUUUUCUACGCUUGUCUGUAGGAAUUAGGCGUCUUUCCCCACCGCAUAUUGUUUUUUCUCCCCCCGCAUUUGUGGUGGGAGCUGGUAACGUGGGUUAACUCCAGCUCAAGUCUCCGUAAAAGCGCAGAGAACUGAUGACGUUGGGCUGGAUGACCAAUCGGGAGGCGCUGCCCUUUGGAGACAAACCAUUUUACUUGUAGUGUCUGCAUCAAGUCUGUGAGCGAGGGCUCAAUUUUAACAGAAUCCACCUUAAAAUCUCUCCCUUAACUUAUGUCUACCUUCCGCCACUUUGAGUGAGAAUACCGCAGGACAAGAGAGGAGGGCGGAUGAGGGGGGGGGAUAAAGACGGCAUCGGGAAAUUUGGGGUGUUAAUAGGAGAAAGGGGGGAGGAAGAGACAACAGCACAGCGAGAGAGCGAAAAAGCGAUUUGGUCUUGAGAGAGGAGGGGUGGGGGGGGGGGGUGAGUGCUCUCAAGGCAGAAAAUUCGAUGAUGACCAUGACAACGAUGGCUGACGGUCUGGAGGCUCAGGACUCGUCCAAGUCCGCGUUCAUGGAGUUUGGGCAGCAGUCGCACUCGCAGCAGAGCUCCCCGUCGAUGGCCGGCGGCCACUACCCGCUGCACUGCCUCCACUCCGGAUCGCACUCUCACCACCAGCACGACAGCACCGCGUACCCCGGGACCAACACCUACAACCGGUCGCUACCUUACCCAUACGUGAGCCAUUCGCACCACAGCCCGUACCUGCCGUCCUAUCACAACAACGCGGGAGGACAGACGCGGUUAGACGGCGCAGAGCAGCAGAAGACAACAGUGAUUGAAAACGGGGAGAUUCGAUUUAACGGGAAGGGGAAGAAGAUACGCAAGCCGCGGACGAUCUACUCCAGCUUGCAGCUCCAAGCACUAAACCACCGAUUCCAGCAAACCCAGUACCUCGCUUUGCCUGAGCGCGCCGAGCUGGCGGCCUCGCUGGGACUGACGCAAACGCAGGUAAAGAUCUGGUUCCAAAACAAGAGGUCGAAGUUCAAGAAGCUGCUGAAGCAAGGCAGCAACCCGCACGAGAGCGACCCCAUCCCGGGUUCCAUGUCCUUAUCCCCGCGCUCCCCAACCAUCCCUCCGAUCUGGGACGUUUCGGCCUCUUCCAAAGGAGUGAACAUGCCGGCCAACAGCUACAUGCCCGGCUACUCUCACUGGUACUCGUCUCCACAUCAAGAUUCGAUGCAGAGAUAGACUGGCGAGGGCCAAACGGAGG
Xiphophorus maculatus (southern platyfish) is the source of this 1520-nucleotide messenger RNA. RefSeq names its product distal-less homeobox 6 (gene dlx6a). The transcript has 3 exons. Lineage: Eukaryota; Metazoa; Chordata; Actinopteri; Cyprinodontiformes; Poeciliidae. The record is from RefSeq and is a predicted model, not a curated record. Gene Ontology annotation, biological process: cell differentiation; regulation of transcription by RNA polymerase II; embryo development. Gene Ontology annotation, molecular function: DNA-binding transcription factor activity, RNA polymerase II-specific; RNA polymerase II cis-regulatory region sequence-specific DNA binding. The coding region runs from base 758 to 1498 and encodes 246 amino acids.